AUGCCCAUCAAGAAAGCUAUUGUCAUAAGAGGUAGACCGUCAUCUUGGCCAGAAGGACGUGAUCGAGGCGGCGAUGUUCACGGAAGAGAGGGAUUGGGCGAGUGUGGGAUGGGAUGGGCUGGUAGAAAGGAAGAAGAGCGUGAGAAGGAAGUCAAACCGGGCGGCGGCGAGUUCUUGAAGGGCACAGGGCGGGCGGAUCGUAACCUUCAUCAGAACAAUGACUUACCCCUCAGGGUAAAGCAGCAGCAAAUGGAGCGCUGUAGCAAACCUAUCCAGAUAGCGACAACGACAGCGACAGCGACAGCAAUGGCGAACAAUGUCCGAUUUCCCCUUCCCGGGAAGGGGAAAUGUGUUUUCAAUUGCAAUUUGCGGUGUUUCUUUUCAAUUUCCCAUCCAUCAAACCAGGUCGAGUCAUCUGUACCAUGGGUCCAAGUCGUCGUCACCUAUAACCUACUCAAAGAGAGCAGUGAGCGAAAUCGCAUUCACCCAAGCCUCCCAAGAACGCGGGUGUUGAUCCGCGGCGGCGCAGGGUGUGCCAGACGUUGCUCAGCAUUAGCCCCAGUACACCACAUAUUCGAAACCACACCUCUUAACUCCUCGCGGCAUGGCGCAAUAAAGAAAUCACAAUCCUGCCCGUGCGGCGUGUGGAGAUUCAGGCCGACAGAACCGCCAUCCGAAGUCGGUUUAGUUUAUUUCAAAAGCGUGAUGACAUGCAUCAUCCACACUGCAAGCCUCCAAAAAUAUUUUGAGGGCGGCGCUUUGCGGACAGCUCGCAUUACAAGCAUCCACAAAAAUAAACGACUGAACCCAACCCGACAUCAACCUGUCGCUUGUCAAAGGGAAACGGCACACAAUUGGGCAAGAAAGCGGAGAGAGAAAAAUCCCGUAGAGUAA
Molecule: messenger RNA, 894 nt
Organism: Histoplasma capsulatum G186AR
Lineage: Eukaryota; Fungi; Ascomycota; Eurotiomycetes; Onygenales; Ajellomycetaceae
Exons: 7
Coding region: 1-894 (297 amino acids)
Source: RefSeq, a predicted model, not a curated record